This is a messenger RNA of Closterium sp. NIES-67, 3921 nucleotides long. The record is from the annotation of a GenBank genome assembly. Lineage: Eukaryota; Viridiplantae; Streptophyta; Zygnematophyceae; Desmidiales; Closteriaceae.
UUCAGCGCCAAAAAGGGAUUUCUGCCCGGCAUUAGGUUUUGAUCGUUCUCUCCCCUGAUCACCCCUACGACUAAUCGCGUCGAGAGGAGACUAAAGACAUUCCAGCCAAACUCGCUUUCACCACUGUGCUUCGGGCAGUAUUCAGACCAUGCCGACACACGCUGAGUUGCGACAAGGGGUGGAACUGUCUCUGCUGCUGCUGCUGCUGCUGCUGGGAAGCCUGGCAUGCCUUGUGCCACCCUGGGGUGCAGCGGCAGUGCGAGUGCACCCAAGAGAUGUGUCCAACCUGGCAUGGCUGGCGAGCGAGUGGAACGGCUUCAACGGCAGCGACACUUGGAGCUUGAGCUAUGCAGACUGCAGGGCCAUGGAGGGCAUCCGAUGUGACCGCGAUGGGCGCGUCAUUGCCAUAGAGCUGGGUUUAAAGAACUUUCAGGCACCAAUACCUGCCAUGAUCAGCCGGUUUACGCGUCUCAGAUACCUCACGCUUCUCUUCUGCCAACUCACCGGGCCCCUCCCAAACACCCUCUGCGACUUGCCAUCUCUGGUCUCUCUCAACCUUGGCGGCAACUCUAUUUCAGGCACCCUUCCUGACGGCUUCAGUCGUCUGGUCAGCUUAGAAUACCUUAUACUUGGUGUCAAUCGGAUCUCAGGGCCAAUCGAUUUGCUUUCCAGCUUGGUGCACCUGACACACCUGAAUCUUCGGCAGAAUUUCUUCAACGGCUCUCUUCCUAGCGAGCUUGGCAAUUUCACUACCCUCACUGUCUUAAAUUUUGACGGCAACUUGUUUUCCGGAAGCAUUCCUCCAUCGAUGGGCGAGAUGUCACUGCUUCAGCAAAUGGUUUUGAGUUUCAACCAGCUGAGUGGCACCAUCCCCGACUCCCUUGGUCACCUGCGUGGCCUCACACACCUCGCGCUUGCAGGAAAUCAGCUGACAGGGUCAAUUCCAGACUCAUUUUCAGCCCUCGAUUCUCUGACAGACCUUCGUGGUUGUUAUUGCGAGUGCAUGAGUAUCGGGGUUUGCCCUUUCUGCAGUAUGAGGCGACUUUGUUGUAAUAUAAUAUGAACAACAUACAUAGGCUACAAUAGGGAGUGUAGUCAUUUCACCUAUUGGGGGGUUGUUGGUUGGGUUUCACCCCAACCACAAUUGGGGUUUGUCAAGAUUAGAUUUGGCAUUUUCCAACCAAGUGGUCCCAAGACUCAACCAAUCAGCAACCACCACACUUUGGGGUUGCUUCUCCUCCAAGCAAUCUUUCCCAUUGGCCACAAUUAUAACCAAAGAGAGAAGAUUCCCUUCCAACCAUUUCUGUGCUCCUUGCUUGUACUAUAGACCUCCUGCCUCCUGUUAUAUACAAUGCUUUCCCUCGAAUGCUAGUCUUUCAGACUUGCCACCUCUCUUCGUGAGUUCAUUGCCCACACAGCUAGUGCAGCUCCUCACAUGCUCUGCAUCAUGUGACUUCUGUGCUGUCUGGAGAGAAUGCUGAAAGAUUAAAAGCUACUUGAAUCAAUCAAGCAACUCAUGUGCCCAUGUUGUGGUGUGCAGGUUGCAAUCUUCACGUUUGGAGCCCUCCAAUAGCCAUUGUUGCUCUGGAUGUUAAACAAGAGAAUUGAUAGCUCUUUUUUUAACUCCCCUUACUGUACAGUAAUUUGAAGGUGCAUGGUGCAUGGUGGUGCAUGGUCUAUGGUCUACUUGGUUCCCACCCCUAGUAUCCUAAUGGAUAACCUUCUAAGCGGUUCUAUUCCAACAGCACUGGCAUCGCUGCCGAAGCUUAGAGCCAUAAUGGCCUCCAGCAACCAGCUGUCGGGAAGCAUACCUGCUGCACUGGGUGAUCUCCUACUGCUAGAUUACCUGUCGCUGUCGUACAACCCAAUGUCAGGAUCCAUACCCACCGCCAUUGGAAAGCUAACGAACCUAAUGCUCUUGGACCUCAGUGGCAAUCAGUUCUACGGGACAGUCCCAAGCUCCCUCAGCGACCUUUCCAAGCUGCAGUACCUUUUUCUGACAAACAACCAGUUCUGGGGAACCAUAGAGCCCAUCACACGAACGAUGAGGAACCUCAGAAUGCUAUUCCUUUCCUGGAACCAAUUUUCUGGCCGUCUGCCCAGCCCAGCCUCUUCAACCCUCGAGCAGUACCAAGUGGAUACCAAUUUCUUCACCCACGGGGAGGUCAAGUUCAAAAACUGCUCAGCCGUCACGUGGACUACCGAUGCAAACUGCCUUGCUGCCUCUGCAAGCGUCUGCGGCCGUGCUUCCACCCAGAGGACUGCUGCUGUUUGUGCUGCAUUCUGUGGGGUGGAGAUCGGAGCUACUGGCCCUGUGUGUGGGGGGCAUGGCUACUGCUCGGUAAAUGCUUUCAUUGGAGAAGGGGAGUGUGUGUGCGAUCCCAACUACAUGCUUGAUAGCAGCAACACCAACGCCUGUGUGGCUGGAGCCACGGGGGCAUCUCUGGAGUCGGGAUCUGCCUAUGUGUCUCUCUGGGGCUCUGCCUCUGUGCUUUCCAAUGGCUCCAUUCUGCUCACAACAGGGACGCCGAACCAGCAGGGUGCAGCGUUUGCCUCUCCCACCCUGCGCCUCUUCCACUUCCCUGACAAACGCUCUCGCUGUGGAACUGAGCUGGGCUUCCUUGCUGCUUUCAGCUUUGCCAUGACUCCAGGGAAUCAUGGGAGUGGUGGAGAGGGGCUUGCGUUUGUGGUGGCAGCAGCUUCUCCCGGCAAGGGGGCGAGUGUGGGGCUGGGAGGGGUGGGGCGGCGGAGUGUGGGAGUGGAGUUUGACUCGGUGCUGAGUGUGAAGCACAGCGACCCCAACGACAACCACGUGGGCGUCAAUGUGGGCGGCUCACCUGUGUCCCUCGCCUCUGCAACGGCCCCUCUCAUCCUCAACGACGCCCAAACCAAGCACACCUGGAUCCGCUACGACCCCACCAGCGGCGGCACUCUCCGAGUCUUCCUCUCCUCUGACCCCGUGCAGCCCCUCACCCCCACCCUCACAGCAAGCGUGUCCCUCUGCUCCAUUCUCAAGCCCACUGCAUCGGACUCUCUCUUCCUCUUCGGCUUUGUUGCUCUGUCAGGCAGCCAGCCCCAGGCGCACACCAUCUUGUCCUGGAACGUCACCACAGAUGCUACAACACUCGCAAUAUGAACAUUUUUGGAUCUCUCCCUUUUGCAAAAGAUGUAGCUGCGUUGUUCUUCUGGGUAGUACGAUGUGUACUACUGUAUUUCCCCACAUAAUGCCCCCUAGGACCUUGUAAGGUGAAAAGGAUUGUUUGACAAUGGCUUUCCAUCAAUAGUUUAGCCCCAGGGCUUAUGAAAGGUUUUUUUUUUACUAUGGUAGUUUGUGCAUAACAGAGUCUAGAGUUACAAAUGCGUUGAAGGAUACUGUACUAUUCAACGUAGCAUUUGUUGGAAAUAUCUCAAGGACUUGAGCGUUUCUGGAGUGUAAUACUACACUCGAGGAAAGUCAUAACGGGUACGCGAGUCAACGGAGGUUGCACGAGGGGGCAGACGAAGAACACGAAAGGACACGAAGGGUCGCAACCGGAGGUUGCGACUGACCAUUACAACUGCAAGAAUGGUAACAGAACCGUCAAUCGAGUCGCUGUGCGACUCGAUAAACCGCUCCUUUAACUGUAUUCUACAACUGCUUUACUUUCCUACUUUCUAUAUAUCGCUGUAUGAUUGUUUCUUUUAAUCAAUCACUUGUUCUCAUAUACCAGUACAAGGGUUCAACUACUCAACUUCCGCUGCACUACUCAAGUCUCCUUUUACAACUGGGACUUAGUCUCUGGAAAGAUCCCAAGGGCUUUUCCAAUGUCUCUGGAGAGUGCCGCCGCCGUGUCCCUGUGUCGCUGUGUUCUUGCGGAGCUGUGGAGCUGUGCCGCUGACCCUGCACGAUGGCUGACUUCGUGCUCCGACUGGACGCCGAGG